GGUCAACAAGUUCAAGAGGCUGCUCCGGAAGAGGAUCAUCGGCAAGGACCUCAGCCAGUCGGUCGCGCUCGUCUCCAUCGCGUCCGGCGCCGACUACGCUGACGUCCCCAGCGACUUGCUCGACAUGGACCCCCUGUACAUCUCGAACGUGACGGACGGGAUCGUCGGCGGCGUGAGGAAGCUUGAGGACCUGGGCGUCGGAGCGGUGCUGGUGAACCUGCUGCCCCCGCUGGGCUGCGCGCCGCUGAACACCAGGGCGGACAACUACACCAGGUGCGAGAAGGACAAGAUCACGGGCGUCCACAACAAGAAUCUCAUGCACAAGCUGCGCGACGAUGACUCGAGAAGCUGUUCUACCAUAGGCACACGCCGUGCUGCGAGAGCAUCGACGAGAACGGAUUCUGUGGGCAGGUCGACGGCGAAGGCAACCUGCAGUACACGCUGUGCGACAGACCAUACAAGUACUUCUACUGGGAUAGCACCAACCCAACGCAGGCCGGAUGGAAGGCCAUCAUGCAGCAACUCGAAGGCCCCAUCAGAGUGUAUCUAGGCAUCUAACUCUUAGGCAGUUUGGUUGAGAUCGAGUCUUGCCUUGCAUCAUUGCAUGGAAGAGUUUGUUAGGUUAGGUUUAUUUGGAGAUUAUUGGGCGUGUUGGGGUGUCAAUUAGUGAGCCUUAGUUGCCCCUCCAACCCUUUCAAAAUUUUAUACUAAUUUUCCAAAAUAAGAUCUCAAUUUGGAAAAUUAGUAUAAAAUUUUGAACUAAAUAGGGUUGGAGGUGCACCUAGCGGUCACCAAUUUGCACCCCUAGGCGUGUUCUUGGUGUAGGCAUUGGUGCCCGGCCAUUCCAUGCAUAUCUAGCUAUACAAAUUGGGUAGGGAUAUUCAGUUUAGAUUGUGAAGGACUAAAUAGGCGACCAGAGGGGGUGAAUGAGAGCCUAAAAUCCGAUUCGAAAAACCGGAGAGAAAAAAGUCCCUAAACACCCGAUGCACCUCAAAUGGAGAGUAUCAGUACCGCAUAGCUCAGAACGGCUAUCGGCACUAAGAAUACCCCACAGCGAAUUCGAAUAACUCAUGCGGAAGCACGACAGAUAGAAA
Panicum virgatum (switchgrass) is the source of this 1094-nucleotide messenger RNA. RefSeq lists its product as uncharacterized. Bases 125 to 550 code for a protein of 141 amino acids. NCBI's taxonomy places the organism in Eukaryota, Viridiplantae, Streptophyta, Magnoliopsida, Poales, Poaceae. The record is from RefSeq and is a predicted model, not a curated record. The transcript is spliced from 3 exons.